Molecule: messenger RNA, 1211 nt
Organism: Leptonychotes weddellii (Weddell seal)
Lineage: Eukaryota; Metazoa; Chordata; Mammalia; Carnivora; Phocidae
Source: RefSeq, a predicted model, not a curated record
ACCAAGAGACCCAGGAACCCGCGGACUUAAGAAACUUGACUGGCAUCCAGCUGCCCAAUCAAUAGCUCCCUGGUUCCGAAGCGUCUGCCGCGGGAAGGUGGGACAAGACCGCGUAAACAGAGUUGGUUGGAAAGACGUGGGCACGAAGCCCUGAGGUGAUUGGCUGAAGGCACUUCCGGUGAGCCUCCCGACGUGACUUAGGCUCUUCUGGCGCCAAAAUGUCGCUCGUAGCGGGGGUUAUUCGGCGGUUGGACGAAACAGUGGUGAACCGCAUCGCGGCAGGGGAAGUCAUCCAGCGGCCGGCUAAUGCCAUCAAGGAGAUGAUUGAGAACUGGAUCUGGAUAACAUGGCUAUACCUUAUUGUUGAUAUAAUUUCUUUUUUUACCCUUUGGAUAGAUAUUCUGCUUCUAUUGGAUAAUAAUAAUCUCUUAUAUUUUCUGUUAAGAGCGAAUUAUUCAGAUGGAAAGCUGAAAGCUCCUCCUAAACCAUGUGCAGGCAAUCAGGGGACCCAGAUCACGGUGGAGGACCUUUUUUACAACAUAUCCACGAGGAGGAAAGCUUUAAAAAAUCCCAGUGAAGAGUAUGGGAAAAUUUUGGAAGUUGUUGGCAGGUAUUCAAUACACAAUUCAGGCAUUAGUUUCUCAGUUAAAAAACAAGGUGAGACUGUAGCUGACGUUAGGACACUGCCUAAUGCCACAACGGUGGACAAUAUUCGCUCCAUCUUUGGAAAUGCUGUUAGCCGAGAACUGAUAGAAGUUGGGUGUGAGGACAAAACCCUAGCCUUCAAAAUGAAUGGCUACAUAUCCAAUGCAAAUUACUCAGUGAAGAAGUGCAUCUUCUUACUCUUCAUCAACCAUCGUCUGGUAGAGUCAACUUCCUUAAGAAAAGCCAUUGAAACAGUGUAUGCUGCAUAUUUGCCCAAAAACACACACCCAUUCCUGUACCUCAGCUUAGAGAUCAGCCCCCAGAACGUGGAUGUCAAUGUGCACCCCACAAAGCACGAAGUUCACUUCCUGCACGAGGACAGCAUCCUGGAGCGGGUGCAGCAGCACAUUGAGAGCAAGCUCCUGGGCUCCAACUCCUCCAGGAUGUACUUCACCCAGAAAGAAGAUCUGGAUAUUGUGUGUGAGAGGUUCACUACAAGUAAACUGCAGUCCUUUGAGGAUUUAGCUCGUAUUUCUACCUAUGGCUUUCGGGGUGAGGUAAGCUGA